Saccharomyces mikatae IFO 1815 is the source of this 2517-nucleotide messenger RNA. It is a transcript of the gene CLA4, whose product is annotated as serine/threonine protein kinase CLA4. Gene Ontology annotation, biological process: protein phosphorylation; regulation of MAPK cascade; intracellular signal transduction. Bases 1 to 2517 code for a protein of 838 amino acids. Gene Ontology annotation, molecular function: protein serine/threonine kinase activity; ATP binding. NCBI's taxonomy places the organism in Eukaryota, Fungi, Ascomycota, Saccharomycetes, Saccharomycetales, Saccharomycetaceae. The record is from RefSeq and is a predicted model, not a curated record. The transcript has a single exon. Gene Ontology annotation, cellular component: cytoplasm.
AUGUCUCUUUCAGCUGCAGCUAACAAGAUAUCAGACAACGAUUUCCAAAAUAUUGGGCCGGCACCUAGACCUCCCAGUUCGAAUGGCCAGAGCCGUACUGGCUACAAUCAAACGAAACCUAUAACUAAACUUAUGAGCCAACUCGAUUUAGCAUCUGUGUCCCAUUCAGGUACAAAUCCUUCAAAGAAAAAAAGCGGAUGGGUGUCUUACAAAGAUGACGGUAUACUUUCAUUUAUAUGGCAAAAAAGAUUCUUGAUGCUACACGAUUCAUAUGUUGCACUUUAUAAGAACGAUAAGCAAAAUGACGACGCAAUCUUGAAGAUACCACUAACAAGUAUUAUAAGCGUAAGCAGGACGCAGUUGAAACAGUACUGCUUUGAGUUGAUACGCUGCAAUGACCGAAAUUCAGUAUCAUCAGGAUCCUCAUCCACUUUAAAUUUAUCAUCUGACAACAACUCAAAAAAAUCCAUAUAUAUUGCUACAAAGACCGAAAAUGAUCUACACAGUUGGUUGGACGCCAUAUUUGCCAAAUGUCCACUAUUAAGUGGUGUCUCUUCUCCGACCAAUUUCACGCAUAAAGUCCACGUUGGUUUUGACCCAGAAACAGGUAGUUUCGUUGGCAUGCCUACAAACUGGGAAAAAUUACUAAAGCAUUCAAGGAUUACAGGAGAAGACUGGAACAACAACUCAGCAGCGGUUAUUCAGGUGUUGCAGUUUUAUCAGGAAUAUAAUGGUGUCAGUAAUCCCACAAAUACUUUGGACAAGUCUCAGAGUGGUGAAGCUACUUCCUCUCAGAAAUCACUGGCUAGCAGUAACAGUGACAACAAACUCAGAAAUGAUUCGGUGCAUUCAAAGUCAUCCUCGGGUAUUUCUUCAGGUAUGAUAUCACAAAGGCAAGCUCCACAACCGCCCAAUACCAAAUCACCUGUUUCUAUUGGAAGUGGCUCUCUGCCACCAAUAAACACAAAAUUGCCUAAUAGUCAGUCAAAUAUUCCUAGACAUUUGCAAAACAUCCCUAACCAGCAAUAUACCCAGAUGAGAAACGGACAUUCCCCAACCAACGGACAAUUUCCUAGAGGACCUAUACAUCCAAACCAUUCUCAGCGAUCUUUGCAGCAACAGCAGCAAAAACAACAGCAUCAACAGUAUCCCUAUCACCAGCAAUUACCUUCUCCUUCUUCAUCUUCAUCACCAUCUCCAUUAAAUCCUUAUAGACCGCAUCACAAUAUGAUAAACCCAUAUUCCAAACAACCCCAAUUACCGUUGAGUGCACAAUCAACUCAAAACCAUGCCAUGCCCCGUUAUGCACAAAAUUCAAGUCCUACGGCUCCACAAUUUCAACCUCAAAGGACAGCUCCCAAACCGCCAAUAUCAGCACCAAGAGCUCCAUAUCCACCAAAUCAAAGUGCUGGUGCUAGCAGUACAGCUAUACAUCAUGCAGCGCCUAAGAACGAUGAGCCAGCUCUUCGUGCAAUGAGGAAAGCUCCAAAGAAACCGGAUGUUGAUACCAAGCAACCAACUGGCGUGGCCAAACCUAAGAAGCCAACAAGACCAACAAUGUCAACUGCCGAAAUAAUGAACAAAUUGGAAAAUGUCACGGUUAAUGCGGAUCCAUCUCUUUGUUUCAAGGUUAUCGAGAAGGCUGGCCAGGGUGCAAGUGGAUCUGUCUACCUUGCCGAGAGGACGCAUAUUCCAACUGAAAGUAAUAUGAUCGAACUUAUAAAUAAUGAGAUCGAUGAACCCCAAGUGGGAGAUAAAGUUGCUAUCAAGCAAAUGGUUUUAUCUAAACAGCCUCGCAAAGAACUCAUAGUAAAUGAAAUUCUAGUUAUGAAGGAUUCACGUCAUAAGAAUAUUGUCAAUUUUCUCGAGGCGUAUUUGAGGACUGAUGAUGACUUAUGGGUGGUAAUGGAAUAUAUGGAAGGUGGUUCACUGACAGAUAUUAUCGAGAAUAGUCCCACAAACGAUACAUCACACUCACCAUUAACAGAACCUCAAAUUGCAUACAUUGUACGAGAAACUUGUCAAGGAUUGAAAUUUCUACACGAUAAGCAUAUCAUCCACAGGGACAUCAAAUCGGACAACGUCUUGUUAGACACAAGAGCAAGAGUUAAAAUUACAGAUUUCGGAUUUUGCGCCAGAUUAACCGAUAAAAGAAGUAAAAGAGCUACUAUGGUUGGGACACCUUAUUGGAUGGCUCCCGAAGUCGUCAAACAACGUGAAUACGAUGAAAAAAUUGAUGUGUGGUCCUUGGGUAUUAUGACCAUUGAAAUGUUGGAAGGUGAACCACCAUACUUAAAUGAGGAUCCAUUAAAGGCGCUUUAUUUAAUUGCAACUAAUGGUACUCCAAAACUCAAGUAUCCAGAAACUUUAUCUUUAGAGAUCAAACGGUUCCUAAGUGUGUGUCUUUGUGUAGAUGUUAGAUACAGGGCAUCAACUGAAGAGCUUUUACAUCAUGGUUUCUUUAAUUUGGCAUGUGAUCCGAAGGAUUUAACAUCACUGUUGGAAUUGAAAGAGUGA